This is a messenger RNA of Endocarpon pusillum Z07020, 564 nucleotides long. RefSeq lists its product as uncharacterized. The record is from RefSeq and is a predicted model, not a curated record. The transcript has 2 exons. The coding region runs from base 1 to 564 and encodes 187 amino acids. Lineage: Eukaryota; Fungi; Ascomycota; Eurotiomycetes; Verrucariales; Verrucariaceae.
AUGCCUCCGAAAUCUACUGACGCAGCGGUGGCGGCGGCGACAAAGGACACGAACUUCUUGGCCACUUGUUUCAUGAACAUGAAAACAAAGCCAGUGGUCGACAAUGCUGCCGUGGCGGCGCAGCUUUCGAUGUCUGUUGGUGGUGUAGCUAACAAGCUUCGUCCUAUAAUCAAAGCUAUGGAAGAUGCCGGAGCUCUCUGGACCACCGAUCAGCCACCCACAGCAAAUCGUGCUCGCGGUGGUGGUGCAAAAGCAACAACCAAGAAAGUCGAGACUGAGGCCAAAAAGGACGAUGGAACCGAGAACGAGGACGCAACAGCACCAGUCACACCAAAACCAAAAGCCAGGAGUCCGAAGAAGACACCUGCCAAAACUCCUAGUUCUUCUGCCAAGCGCGGUCGUAAGGGAGGAGACUCCGACAUAGAUGGCGAGGGUCCAGUGGAGGAAGAAUCAAUUACCAGGAAGAAGGCAAAGGUCGCUCCAGGCCCGAUCACGGAAGAAGUUGAGAUCAAAGAAAACAUCAAGAAGGAAGCCGACGGCAGCAGUGCUGAGUACGGGGAGUAA